CGCAGAAACUUGUUGCAACAAACAGGCGACCGCGGGUGCCCCUAGCAGCCAGCGGCGGAGUGGGUGGGCGGGCGAGAGGGAGGGGAAGGCUGGCGGACGCCGCAGCGAACUGGUGGGCAGACCCGGAGUCGCCGCGUAAGCGGGGCCGGCUCAGUGCGGUGCGGCAGGCGCGGCUGUGCGGCAGCGGAAGUCCUUUGUUGCAGCACAGUCCCUGGCAGAGCCAGAGCCUCUCCGCGCAGCCCAGCCCGAGCGCCGAGCGCCGUGCGCUGCCGCCACUGCAGCUCGCGGCCCCUUCGCCUCCGCCCGCCUUUCCCGCGGCUGAUUUGCCUUAAACUCCCUAAAACCUCCGCAGCCCCGGUUCCUGCGGCGGCCGGUCUCUAAUUAAUAGAAGAUGGCAAAGCCCAGCCACAGCAGCUACGUCCUUCAGCAGCUAAACAACCAAAGGGAAUGGGGUUUUCUCUGUGACUGUUGUAUCGCAAUUGAUGACAUUUACUUUCAAGCGCACAAAGCAGUUCUAGCUGCCUGUAGCUCCUAUUUUAGAAUGUUUUUCAUGAACCACCAGCACAGUACUGCACAAUUGAAUCUCAGCAACAUGAAAAUCAGUGCUGAGUGUUUUGAUCUCAUUUUGCAAUUUAUGUAUUUAGGGAAAAUCAUGACGGCUCCCUCCAGUUUUGAGCAAUUUAAAGUUGCAAUGAACUACCUACAGCUGUACAAUGUUCCUGACUGUUUAGAAGACAUACAAGAUGCAGAUUGUUCUAGUUCAAAAUGUUCCUCUUCUGCUUCUAGCAAACAGAACAGCAAAAUGAUAUUUGGUGUAAGAAUGUAUGAAGAUACUGUGGCAAGAAAUGGCAGUGAAGCCAACAGGUGGUGUGCAGAGCCAAGUUCAACAGUAAACACACCACAUAAUAGAGAGGCUGAUGAAGAGUCUUUGCAAUUAGGUAAUUUUCCUGAACCACUAUUUGAUGUAUGUAAAAAAAGUUCUGUGUCCAAAUUAUCUACUCCAAAAGAACGUGUGUCACGACGCUUUGGACGGAGUUUUACUUGUGAUAGUUGUGGUUUUGGCUUUAGCUGUGAGAAAUUACUAGACGAGCAUGUGCUAACCUGUACUAACAGACAUUCAUACCAAAACACAAGAUCUUACCACAGAAUCGUUGAUAUUAGAGAUGGAAAAGACAGUAAUAUCAAAGCUGAGUUUGGUGAAAAGGAUUCUUCUAAAACAUUUUCUGCACAGACAGACAAGUACAGAGGAGACACAAGUCAGACUGCUGAUGAUUCAGCCUCAACCACUGGAAGCAGGAAGAGCACAGCGGAGUCUGAACUAGGAAGUGAAGAAAAAAGCAGAGCUGCUGAGAGAAAAAGAAUCAUCAUCAAGAUGGAGCCAGAAGAUAUUCCUACCGAUGAACUGAAAGAUUUUAACAUUAUUAAAGUUGCUGAUAAGGACUGCAAUGAAUCCACUGACAAUGACGAAUUAGAAGAUGAGCCUGAAGAGCCAUUUUAUAGAUAUUAUGUUGAAGAAGAUGUCAGUAUUAAAAAAAGUGGUAGGAAAACUCUAAAGCCUCGGAUGUCAAUAAGUGCUGAUGAGAGAGGUGGUCUAGAAAAUAUGCGGCCCCCUAACAAUAGCAGUCCUGUACAAGAGGACACUGAAAAUGCGUCGUGUGAGCUGUGUGGACUCACUAUUACUGAAGAGGACCUUUCAUCUCAUUACCUAGCCAAACACAUUGAAAAUAUCUGUGCAUGUGGUAAAUGUGGACAAAUACUUGUUAAGGGUAGACAGCUUCAGGAACAUGCUCAAAGGUGUGGAGAACCCCAAGAUCUGACCAUGAAUGGGCUGGGGAAUACUGAGGAGAAGAUGGACAUGGAGGAAAAUCCUGAUGAGCAGUCUGAAAUACGAGAUAUGUUCGUAGACAUGUUGGAUGAUUUUAGGGACAAUCAUUUCCAGAUAAACAGUAUCCAAAAGAAGCAGUUAUUUAAACAUUCUGCCUGCCCUUUCCGAUGUCCUAAUUGUGGCCAGCGUUUUGAAACUGAAAAUCUAGUGGUUGAGCAUAUGUCUGGCUGCCUAGACCAAGAUAUGUUUAAGAGUGCCAUCAUGGAAGAAAAUGAAAGAGAUCACAGACGAAAGCAUUUUUGUAACCUGUGUGGGAAAGGGUUUUAUCAGCGAUGUCACUUAAGAGAACACUAUACUGUUCAUACUAAGGAGAAACAGUUUGUUUGUCAGACAUGUGGAAAGCAGUUUUUAAGAGAACGUCAGUUGCGACUGCACAAUGAUAUGCACAAAGGCAUGGCCAGUGGUGAAAUAGGGCCUUCUAAACCUCUGGAGCAGUGAGAUCUGAAUUUGGAGAGGACAUGGGGAAGAAUCAAUCUUCAACAGAUAAUCUUUAAGUCCAGACCCAAGAAUAUCAGAUCUGAAGUGGCACCAUCAUUUCUGUCCUCCUGACAAAUCUCAUCAACCCCAAAAGUUCCAGUUGCAAGGAUCCAAGAAAACUCAGUAAAGAUCACUUUGAAGUUACUUUGUAUGACAAAAUUGAUUCAUGGUGACUCUCCUAGUAUUUAUGGAAAAUCUGCCAAAAAUAAUUAGAUUAUUUAUGUGACAUCAGUGAUGAAAGCUACACUAAAAUGAAACUUUAUGUUAAUUUUCUUCAAGGGUCCCUUCUCAAAUAAAAGGGCUUGCUAUAAAUCUGUUAUAUAUAGAGAGAAUCACAUAUCUGUGUAAACAAUUCUGAGAAUAAUCUGUUACAGUUUACAUUUUAUGAAAUACAGUAGAACAAUUAAAAUAUAUAUACCAAAAAUCUGUAGCUUAACAUAUAACUAUAGAGGUAGAUACAGAGAAAAAAACUGAGAAAACAGAAUUUAGUUAUUACUGUAAAGUAACAUUUGUCUUCCUUUUUCACCCUGUAUACCAGUCACAAACUUAAUUUUUUAUAUCAAUGAAGCUCUUUUUUAAAUCUGUCAACUUGAAGGGAAAACAGAUGUAAUUUUACUUUAUUGGUGGUAGAUUUUUCACUGAUCACAGACAACCAAAAUUAAUGUAUCUUAAGAUAUUGUUUUCUCCUGAAUUUAGCAAUAUAAUAAAGCAGAAUGAGCUUCUGUUAAAUAUAUUCUCAUUAUUAAUAUGUAUCAUCAUGCUUCUGUUUUCAAAUUCCAAGGUAAAAUUCAACCAUGUAUUUAAAGAAUGGUUAACAUGUUUUUAAAAAUCUUUCAUGGGGAAGUGAAAUAUUUGAUGAUUUUAACCUGACUAUAAAUACAUACAUAUAUAUCCAUAUUUUCUUAGACAUAUGGAUCUUGAUAGCCAUAUUAUAUCCUUACUGUGAAUGUAUUUGUAGUUUUAUUUAACACUGUACACAAUUCCUUGCAAUUUCAAGGUGUUAUGCAUUUUCAGAAAUGCUUGUUUUGUUUUGAUGCCUGUCUUCAGAUGUUUUAAUAAGGUAUUGCACAGACAUCUGAGAGUACACAAUAUGGUAUGCAGAAGUUAAAUCACUUAAAAUUUCUAGCUAUAAAGUAGGAUAUAAUUUGAAUACUCAUUAUAAUAAUCAAAUUAACAAAUCAGAGUUAAUGGCAAUGUGAUAGUGGGUGGAAAAGGGAGAAGAGAAAUCCAUUUGAAGGCUUCAAAUUUAUAUGAAUAGAACUACUUUAAGAGAAAUACAGACUUAGAGAAGUGUUAGAUUCUCAUAAAAAAUAAAGAAUUAAUCUCUUGGGAAUAUAAAGCUUAUGGGACUAUAGACUUCUAACAAGUAGGAUUUAAAAAAAAAUAAAGAAUAUUACCAAUAAUUAAAGGUGCUAGAUCAAUAUAAUAGAGACUCAUGAAUAAUUUUUGAUUGGUAGAUUUAGACUUAUAAAAUAAUAU
Molecule: messenger RNA, 3841 nt
Organism: Condylura cristata (star-nosed mole)
Lineage: Eukaryota; Metazoa; Chordata; Mammalia; Eulipotyphla; Talpidae
Gene: ZBTB1
Product: zinc finger and BTB domain containing 1
Exons: 3
Coding region: 392-2323 (643 amino acids)
Biological process (GO): regulation of cytokine production; negative regulation of transcription by RNA polymerase II; regulation of immune system process
Molecular function (GO): protein binding
Source: RefSeq, a predicted model, not a curated record